GUAUAUGGGAGUUCCAGAUCAUCCCACCCUGAGUCUGAGCUCCUCCACAGACAAGCCUACGCCACCCCACACCCUCUGCAGGGCUAUGCCACCAAUCACCACCCAGGGAGCUCUGGCCAAGGCGGGGCUUGGGGAGCAGCUGGACGUAGUUUGGGUCUUUCAGGGCUCUUUGACACUGGCCUGCACCAUGCCAGCCCCUCUGCCCCCGAUGCAUCUGUCAUGAAUCUGAUCUCUGCCCUGGAGUCCCGGGGUCCUCAGCCUCCACCCUCUGCCUCCUCCCUUCUCUCCCAGUUCCGCACACCAUCCUGGCAGACAGCGAUGCACACGCCUGCUCCUCCUGAACUAUUCAUCUCUGGAGCCCUUCCUGGCUCUGGAUCCUUCCCCUCCUCCUCCGCUCUCUCAGCCUAUCAGCAUCCAGCAUCCUUCUCCAGCCGUUCUUUCCCCACUGCCUCCCUUUCCCUCCAGGACACGCCCACAUUUAGUCCAACAUCCAAUGGCCUGCUCUCCCCACAUGACCCCCUACUACACAUAAAGGCUCCUUCCCAGUCUAGUCUGGGUUUUGAUAGACUCCUGUCCUCACAGGGUGCAGCUGCAGCUGCCUACAGGGGCAGCCAGGAUCCCACGGGAGCCACAUCAGCCCAGGCAUCGUCCGCCAGGCACCUGCAGUCCCACCAGUUCAACCUGCUGUCAUCACAGCUCCAGGACCAGUCCUCCCAGCUAUAUAAUGCAUCUGUCUUUUCUUCGGCCCAGCCCCAGGCUCAGUCUCAGUCGCAGUCAAAUUCGGCUCAGGAACGGGCCGUGCCCCGCCAGGACAGUGUUAUCAAGCAUUACCAGCGGCCCACUCCAGCUCAAUCACAGCUCUCAUCCUCUGCUGCCCACUCCCUUCAGCACUAUCUCAGCUGUGGAGGGGCGGGGUACCAGCAGAUAGCCACCCACCACAGACACGCUGGCCUUUCUUGCAGCCCACUGGGAGACCAGAGCCCCUCAUCUGACCACAAAGCCCCCUCUCGCACUGAACAAUAUCGGCCAAUCAUCCAGCCUCCCUAUUCGUCAUCCUCCUCUUCCUCGUCCUCGUCCUCAGCUGGCAAAGGUACGAAAAGCAGCUCCAGCAGUGGCUAUUCUUCUGCCAGUUCAGCUUCAUCAUCAAGAACUCCUCACACACCCCCUUCUGCUUCCUCUACAUCCUCUUCCUCCUCCUCUUCUUCUGCUACUUCUGGUGCUCAUCCUUCCAACUCCAUUCCCACCUCCAGCUCCAGCGCAGCCCCUUCCAGGCAGCAGCCACCCCCUCAGCCAGCUCCUCCUCCCCCAGCCCCUCAGCAGCAGCCUCCUUCCACCUCCUCCUCAGCACCCCAGUCUCUCCCCAAAUCCUGCCUCUCAGGCUACGGUUCUCCUGUACCGCCAGUGAAGACCCCCACCGCUGCUCUUACUGGUCAGACCCCACCCCAACAACAAACACAGUCAUAUUCCCCUAAUCAGCACCCUUCAUCCCACCUGUCUCAAUCCUAUGGAGGCUUCAGUUCACCACAAGCGCAAGACCUGAGCUCAGGUACUGCUGGGAAAGGAUACGGGAGUUUAGGUGGGCGAAGCCAGUCGUACUCCACUGAUAUAUAUGGAGCUGACUCUGCUUAUGGAUCACUUCCAUCUUCACUGGGUGGAGCUGGAAGCCCGUCACUAGGCUACGGAGCCCCAGGCCACUCCCCUGCUCUUUUAAGAUCAAGUGGCUCAUCAGGUAGUGGAGCAUCAGGGGGAGGAAGCAGUACUGGCACAGGAAGUGGGAACUCUGGCUCAGGAGGAGGAGCAGGAAACAGUAUGACCAAUGAGAGAGGUGGAGGAGGUAGUGGUGGUGGUUCCUAUCAUAUUCCAGACUCUAGCCCCUCCCCAUCAGGCAACUCGGGCAUCAUCCGUCCAGGGUUGCACUCCCCAGUGCCCACCUGCCCCACACAAUCUCCAGGAGGUGCAGGCUCUAAUAAAUACAUUUCCUCAGUUCUCUCCCCCACUUUCCUGGCCUCCCCACAGGGCUACCCUGACACCAGAGGCCCUAACUCCCAACCUCAGUCCUAUCAUUCCACCUCUUCUAAAACAAAGGCAGACACUUCUAUGCUUGGGGUGGGCUCACAGAGAUCACAAGAGGAAGUAGAUGAUGACGAUGAGUUCUUGAUACAGCACUUGCUGCAAGCCCAAGCAAGUCCCACUCCCCAGGCUGCUCAUCACCAUCCUCAACAACCGCCCCAACAGGCGUCCCAGCAAACUCAGUCUCAGUCCCAGCCAGUGCCCCCAACUACUGAUUCAGGCAAAGGGCUGAGCUAUGACAUGGGUAAGACCUCUGAAGAGAGGUACCACCCCCAGAGUGUCAUACGUACCCACAGUGCUACGUCAACGGCCGGAGUAGGAAAUGCAGGGUCCGGGGGGUCAAUAUCAGGGCUGGACAGCCAGCUGGAGAUGUCACUGAAGAAACAACAGCAGCAACAUCAACAACAUCACCAUCAACAGCAGCAGCAGCAGAGGAACGAGAGGUCCGUUGGAAGCAGCAGAAGCACUGGAGGGAGGGGCAGCGCUGAACAAGUGCACUCUCAUCUCCAUCACCAUGACAACCUAGGCUCGGUAGUUCACUAUGGGAGGGGUGACCCAUACUCCCAACACUCCCUUGCCCCCCAACACUCCUCACAUAGUCAACAUGUGACUUCUCACUCACAGAUGCCGUCCCACCCCCAAAUGGAGCUCCAAAAGAAGUCACAGGAGCGAGCUGACAUCCCGUAUCCUCGGAAAACACCGGAAGUCCAGCAGCAGCAUUCCCAGUCUCAAGCUGCAGCCUCCCUCAUGGACUCUCCCACCGAUCAGUCCCGUCAGCCACCGCACCUGCUCCAGUCGGUGCUGUCCCACACCACCCGCAACAAACUGGAGCCUCAUCAACAGCACCACAAAAUGGACUCUCACCGGCAGCACCCGCAGCAUCACAAAAUGGACUCCCACCAACCACAUCCGCAACACCCAAAAAUGGACUCCCUCCCUCAACAUCAGCAGCAUCCGAAGAUGGACUCCCAUCAGCAUCAGCAGCACCACAAAAUUGAUUCUCACUCACAACAUCAACAGCACCAUAAAAUGGACUCUCAUGCCCAACAGCAGCACUCAAUUAGCCAACAGCAAGCUGUAAUGGAAAGCGCUGGUGGGAGACUUGGUGCAAGUAAACAUCAAGCUCAGUCUCAGUCCCAAACCACCCAGCUCCAGCUUCAACUCCAGUCCCAGGCUUUGGAAGUUGCUGCGGCUCACUACAACCACGGCCCCCCUCCUCAUCAGCACGAGCAGAGUCAGGUGAAACAAAGCACAGUGGUCUCUUCCUUGGACAUGCUGGAGCGCUCCCUCUCUCAGACGUCCAGUGCAGACGUAGCUGAAGACAGACGCGGUGGACCCGGCAGCGGCGGGAGGAGCGGAGGAAGCAGCGAGCGACACAGACAGCAGGAGCAGCAUCCGUCCCAUCACCACUCACAGCAACACUCAGCCUCAGAACUCCACUCCUUCCUCUCUGAGCCUGACAUGAGCUUAUCUGCCCCAUCUCACAUGCACCACCUCUCACAGCACCACCCUCAGCAUCAACAAACCCACUCACAUCACCCUCACUCGCAACCCCCACUCCCUCACCACAUAUCCGCAACCUCUGCCUCGGCCCACUCCCAGCCUCAGCCUGACCCACAGCAGCCGCUCUCAUCCCAGCUCACCCCUCAGCAGAGCCAGCUGGACCAGCAGCGCUCGGAGCAACACCAGUUUGACACAGUCAGCCCAGUGGAGAAAGCAGAUCAGAAUCAACAGAGUAACCGCUUUGUGCCCCUAACUUCUAUCUGCUUCCCGGAUUCCCUCCUUCAGGAUGAGGACCGCUCCUUUUUUCCAGGAAUGGAAGACAUGUUUUGCACAGAGGACUACAAGUCAAGCUGUGCAGGGGGUGGAGGUCCAGGGCAGGGAGAGAUGAAUGAAAGCCACCCUGGGCAGGAGGGAAUGGACUCCAUGAAAGCCGGACAGAGUGCGGGUGGAGCAGGGGGAGGUGGCGGAGCGGGCUAUGACAUAAUGGGUCACCAUGGUGGAGAUCAGGGUUAUGAAUCAUACUGUCAUGGCCUGGAAGAGCCCAGCAACAACACCAUGACUCUGGAUUUAGACUCCCUUAAAACCCAUGAGCUCCCCUCCACUGUCAACACUGAGCAGCUUGGACUGAUACAGUCCCAGGGCCCAGCUAUGGGUAUGGGCCCCAAUCCUGCUGGUCCCAACAAUGUUGGAGCCAAAAUGUCCGCUGGGCCUGGAGGAAGUAAUGCAGGAAGUGGUUCUGGAGGCCUCCAGUCUCCCAUUUUCUGCUCGUCUCGUCCCAAGAAGCUGCUCAAGUCCAGCUCUUUCCACCUGUUAAAGGAGCGCAGGGACCCCAACACACUGCCUAAGAAAAGUUACGCUCAAGAGUAUGAGUUUGAAGAUGAUGAGGAUAAAGCUGAUCAGCCAGCUGACAUACGCUUAAACAGCCGGAGGCUCCCGGACCUGUUACCAGACCUGGUGUCUAGUUGCAGAAAGGGAGGAGGAAGUGGCUCUCUCAGCCCUUUAAUGGGUGACAUUGACUUCUACCACCCCUCUGGAUACACAUCUAUGGGUUCACACUCUCUUAUGCCUCAGGAUGGACCGAAGAAGCGGGGCCGAAAGCCUACUAGACCCAAGAGAGAGGGUCCCCCUAGGCCAAGAGGCAGGCCUCGCAUCCGCCCGAUGCCUGAGCCAUACACUCCGAGAGGGAUGAUGGGGGAGAUGGGUGGAACAACAGUGGGAGGAGGAUUCAGCGUGGAGGGAAGAGGCAGAGGCAGGGGUCGUGGAAGCAGAGGUAGAGGAGGAAGGAGGGAGGACAUGUACAUGGAAAUGAGUGGGAAGGAGCAGGAUCAGAUGCAUCACCAUCACCUACAUCAGCAGCAGCAGCUCCAUCACCAGCCCCAACAGCAGCAACACGAACCUAUUCCUCCUCUGAAGAUAAAAUUACCUAUCGGUACCCUGUCCUCCUCCGAUGCCUUGCUGAGGACAGACUCUUUGUCUGGCACGGACCCAGCUCUGUCUGAUGGCUCUGUGGGCUCAGCUCCCUCACUUGGUCUAAGUCCUGGACCCCCCUGCAGCACAGAAAGCACCAGAAGUCAGGACAAGAACAAACAGAAAAUACAGAUGAUGGGUGAAGGGGUCGAUGAUGAUGGGAUGGAGGAAAGGGGCGAUGAUAAGGACUCUGAGUCCAAGGCUGGCUUCGUUGCUUCAUUCUUGGACUUCCUCAAGACGGGGAAGAGACCUCCAGGCUUGGACAUCUCACCAGGAAUGGAGCAUGACAAUGGGGAAACCUCACCGUGUAAACCAGGGGGUCUGCGCCCACUGUCUCCUGCACCUCCUCCUCCACCCCCGCCACCUCCAUUUGGGGAUGGCGAAGGGAAUGGUGGUCUGGCCCUGGGCAACUGCCCCAGCCCCAAGCGCUUGGAAGAUGAGCUAAAGAGGAACCUGGAGACCCUGCCCUCAUUCUCUUCUGAUGAGGAAGACUCAGUGGGAAAGAACCAGGACCUCCAGAAGAGCAUCUCCUCGGCCAUUUCUGCUCUGUAUGACACUCCUCAGCUCACCUCGAACAUCCAGCCCCAACUCCCUCCUCCUCCACCUCCCCAGCCUCAGUCUCAAUCCACCCAGGGCCCUCUCACUCCCACACUGCCACCCCCCACGCUCAGCCCACAGCCCACCAUGCAUACUCCCCACAACCAGCCCCAAUCUGAUGAACCUGAUGAUCUCCAGCCCGAAGAUGGAGACAUGGAGGAGGUGAACAAGGAGGAGGAGAUUGAGGAGGAAAGAAGCACAGGAGGGGACGAAGAGAAUGAUAUGACAGAAGAGAGUGAACCACAGCUGGAAACCCUGGGUGCACCUAAGCAUGAUG
This is a messenger RNA of Paralichthys olivaceus (Japanese flounder), 5914 nucleotides long. Lineage: Eukaryota; Metazoa; Chordata; Actinopteri; Pleuronectiformes; Paralichthyidae. The record is from RefSeq and is a predicted model, not a curated record.